AUGAAUAAAGAAGGUCCUGGUUUCUUAUAUAAAGUAUAUUCUAUUUUAGAGGUAUUUCAUUCUAACUAUUUUGAGCAUUCAGAUUAUGAUGAUAUUGUAAGUUGGAAUGAUAAUGGAGAUGGAUUUCAAGUUAAAGACAUCAAUAUAUUUCAGAAUGACAUACUACCUAAUUACUUUAAGCACUCCAAUUUUGCAUCAUUCGUUCGUCAAGUAAUACUUAUCUUUAAGAAUUAAAGUUAAAUAUCUAUGAUUUUCAUAAAACAGAAAAAAAUUCCUUUAAACACAAAUUAUUUCGAAGAAAUUAAAAGUAAAAUAUUUUAAAGACAAUAAAGAGAAUUGCUUCCAUAAAUUAAAAGAAAAGUUAACGAUUAAAUUAUCAUACUUCCAAACAUUGAAUAAAUUAAUCAGGAAUUAUCAAUGUUAAUUCUUAAAAAUUAAGAGUUAGAGUCUUUGUUUACUUUUAUUAUUCAAUAAAGUGACAAAUUAAAUAAGGAAAAUGCCUUUUUAUGGUAAGAAUUAUGUAUGGUAAAGUAAAACUUAUUCAGAUUUACUUAUCUAGAUAAAAAAACGAUCGUUAAUAAGAAAAACUGUUCGAUUGGCUUACCAACAAUAUAAGUGCAGAGUCUCUGUUUAAAAUUCUAGAAAAAAGUAUUAAAAAAAAAGAUCUCAUUAAAUUGGUUACUAGACUAUUUGGACAAGAUCAAUAAAAUAAAAAAAUCAAAAAAGACUAUAUUAUUUGA
Messenger RNA from Paramecium sonneborni, 740 nucleotides. The record is from the annotation of a GenBank genome assembly. Lineage: Eukaryota; Ciliophora; Oligohymenophorea; Peniculida; Parameciidae.